Molecule: messenger RNA, 4845 nt
Organism: Octodon degus (degu)
Lineage: Eukaryota; Metazoa; Chordata; Mammalia; Rodentia; Octodontidae
Gene: Mia2
Product: melanoma inhibitory activity 2
Exons: 31
Coding region: 205-4461 (1418 amino acids)
Biological process (GO): endoplasmic reticulum to Golgi vesicle-mediated transport; protein secretion; vesicle cargo loading
Cellular component (GO): endoplasmic reticulum exit site; endoplasmic reticulum membrane
Molecular function (GO): protein binding
Source: RefSeq, a predicted model, not a curated record
CAGAUUGGGAACAGAGUGUGUUUGUUUCUCAAGUUAAGCACACAAACUGCUAGAGAAAUGUAAUUAUCAAGGAUGAAAAGCUCCAAACCAUUCUCGCUUGGAUUUAGUGAAGCAAGGAGAAUGUCUGCUGUGUGGCUGCCAUGUCUACCAUCUGAACAACCAAUUUAGCUCUCGCUGGGAUUUCUGGAUGCCUGCUGGAUCAGCAUGGCGGAGGUUUGGGUUCACAGAAUCCUUCUUUUGUUUGUCUCUCUGACAAAGUAUCUGGAGGGUACGAAACUGCUGGCAGACCUGAAAAAAUGUGGUGACCUGGAAUGUGAAACUUUAAUGAGCAGAGUCUUAGCUGUGAGAGAUCACACAGGACCUGACUGCCGAUAUCUGAACUUCACUAAGGGAGAAGAGAUAUCUGUUUAUGUUAAACUUUCAGGAGAAAGAGAAGAUUUGUGGGCCGGAAGUAAAGGAAAGGACUUUGGAUUUUUUCCCAGAGAUGCAGUCCAGACUGAAGAGGUGUUCAUAUCUGAAGAAAUUCAAAUAUCAACUAAAGAAUCUGAUUUUCUUUGUCUUUUUGGAGUAAGCUACAUGUUUGAAAAUGGAGAUAGUGAGUUAAACCAUGAUACUAGUGAAAAUAUUGAGCUAUAUGAAGAAGACCAAGACCCAACAUAUGGUAUAUAUGAAAGUGACUUCCACAUAGAACCUGAAUUCUCUGCAACUCCCCCAAGUACUUUGUUUGAAGAGCAGUUUUCAGCAUCAGAGGAUCCUGUAGGUAUCAGAAGUGCUGGGGAGUUAGAUACCCAGGAAGAGGCAGAAGCAAGCAGCGUGGAACAGGAUCUAAUCCCAGAAAAAGAUUAUGUUUCUCCACUCUUCCCUGUGCCAGAAGUACAAGGGCAAUUUGGAAUAGGGACACAAGCUCAAGAGAAGGUUUCUGAGUCUCUUACUGAGCCCGUCCAAGAAAGCUCAUUUCGAAGUAGAAAAAUAGCAGUGGAAGAUGAGACUGACCUAGAGGAAUUAAGCAGUGGUGACCCCCAUGCAGAACACAGGCGUGAACUUGACUCAGAAUUUGCAUCAUUGCUGGAGGAACAGCCUGAACGAGCCCUGGACUCAGAGCACAUUCUCCAGCCGCAAGCCACUGGCUGGUUUGGGAGUGGGUUUACAAGUUAUUUAGGUUUCGAUGAGGAGGAUACAGGACUUGAGUUAUUAUCCAAAGAAAGCAGUCUGCCACUACAAGAUAUUCCCAGUUCCAUAUCAUCUGAUGAAACAGCCCCGGCUCCACCUACAGAAAUGUUAACAGAAACAGAAGACACAGUUACUAACAAUAGCUCAGUUCUCAGGCCAGGUUGGUUUGAUUUUGGUUUUGGCAUACUAAGCUUUGCAUAUGCCAGUGAAGAAAAAAUAAUAUCAGAUGUUGGGAUAAAUGAAGAAGACAGUGGGGUGAAUAUAUAUGAAUACCCUCAUGCGAGUGAAUUUGACCCUGCUAAGGAACAGAAAAUAGAAAGGACUAAAACUGUAGAAACAGAAGAUCAAGCAGAAAAGGAAGAAGUCUUUGAGAAAACAGAUGACUCUGGUACCAUACCAUAUUUGAAAAAGUUCUUGUAUAAUUUUGAUAACCCUUGGAGCUUUGAGAAUGUUCCAAAAGAAACAGAAUUGCCAUUUCCUGAAGAGAUAAUGGAUCAAAAUAAUAUAGUUGAACAUCAUGAAACAGAAGAAUUUUCAGUUGAAUUUUAUCCCACAGAUAAUGUGAAAGAUCUCAUGAUGUUUGAAAGCCAACACAGUCAAUCAGAUAUGGUCUCUACACCAGAGUUAUCCAUGGGAAUUCAUGAUGAAGGACCUUUCAAAACCUCCUCUUCUAAAAAUAAUGAGAAAUCAAAAUUACCAGUAGACUCUGAAAAGCACACUCACAUGGAAACAGACAGAUCUGUGGAAAUCACCUUUCCCGACAGCCAGAUGGUUUCAACUGAUAAUGCUUUGUCUUCUCACAAUGACAUUUCUCAGAGAGAAGAUGCUUCAGAGUUUCAGAUUCAGAAAUAUUUAUUUCAAAUUGAUAUUUGUGAUGUCAUGAAUUCUGUAUUUUCACCAGUUGUACUUCUUUCAGAAUGGGUUAUGGCAGUACUGCCUGAAGAAAUGAAACUGGGCCCUGAUCCCUAUGGUUUAUCUUGGGAAUUGGUGAUAGGGGCAGCUAUUGUUGGUGUUUUUGCUGUUCUCUUAUUUUUAUGGAGAAGUUUUCGAUCUGUUAGCCGCCGCUGUUACGUGGGGAGAGAAAAACAGCUUGCUAUAAAGCUUUCUGAACUAAUUGAAGAAAAAUGUAAACUACUUGAAAAAGUUAGCCUUGUUCAAAAAGAGUGUGAAGGAUUAGAGUCUUCAUUAAAGGAUGCCGGCUUUGAGAAGGAAUCAUCAGAAGCGCAAAGUCUGGAGUUUGAUGAAGGAUCACAAAUAUCAAAGGAAACCUAUGAAGAGCUGGAUAGGAACAAAUCUAAGCUUGAAGAUGAAAUACUCUUUCUAGAAAAAGAACUAGAAAAUGAGAAAUCUAAACAUUCUGAACAAGAUGAAUUGAAGGCUGAUGUUUCAGAAAAGAUACAGGCUCUAGAAGAUGAAUCAAAAUCCCUCAAGUCCCAAGUCGCUGAGGCCAAAACAACCUUCAAAAUAUUUCAAAUCAAUGAAGAGCGACUUAAGGGGGCAAUAAAAGAUGCAAUGAACGAAAACUCUCAACUUCAAGAAAGCCAAAACCAGCUUUUACAAGAAGUUGAAACAUGGAAAGAACUAGUGAAUGAGCUUAAUAAGCAGAAAGUGACAUUUGAAGACUCCAGAGUACGUGCAGAACAGGUUCUAAAUGAUAAAGAAAAUCACCUCAAGUCUCUGACUGAACGCUUGAUAAAGAUGAAAGACUGGGCUGCUGUGCUUGGAGAAGACAUAACAGACGAUGGUAACUUGGAAUUGGAACUGAGGAGUGAGUCAGCAAGUGAUACUCACUUAGAUAAUGAGCCAAAAGGAGCUUUGAAGAAAUUGAUUUAUGCUGCUAAGUUAAAUGCUUCUUUAAAAUCCUUAGAAGGAGAAAGAAACCAGAUUUAUACUCAGUUAUCUGAAGUAGAUAAAACGAAGGAAGAUCUUACAGAGCAUAUUAAAAGUCUCCAAACUGAACAAGUAGCCCUGCAGUCAGAAAACACUCAGUUUACAAGUGAGCGUCAGAGGCUUCAGCAGAAACUUGAAGUCAUGACUGAGCUGUAUCAAGAAAAUGAAAGGAAACUCCACAGGAAAUUAACAGUAGAGGAAAAUUGCCGGUUAGAAAAAGAUGAGAAACUUUCUAAACUGGAUGAAAAGAUGAGCCAUGCUGCUGAAGAGCUGGAGACCUACAGAAUACGAGCCAAAGAUCUUGAGGAGGAAUUGGAGAGAACCAUUCAGUCUUAUCAAGGGCAGAUUAUUUCCCAUGAGAAAAAAGCACACGAUAAUUGGUUGGCAGNUCGAACUGCUGAAAGAAACCUCAGUGAGUUAAGGAAAGAAAAUGCUUACAACAGACAAAAAUUAACUGAAACAGAGUUUAAAUUUGAACUUUUAGAAAAAGAUCCUUAUGCACUUGAUGUUCCAAAUACAGCAUUUGGCAGAGAGCAUUCCCCAUAUGGUCCCUCACCAUUGGGUCGGCCUUCAUCUGAAACGAGAGCUUUUCUCUCUCCUCCAACCUUGUUGGAGGGUCCACUCAGACUCUCACCUUUGCUUCCAGGGGGAGGAGGAAGAGGCACAAGAGGCUUAGAGAAUCCUCUGGACCAUCAGAUUAGCAAUGAAAGAGGAGAUUCAAGCUAUGAUAGGUUGGCUGAUCCUCAUAGAGCACCUUCUGACACUGGAUCUCUGUCACCUCCAUGGGAACAGGACCGUAGAGCGAUGAUUCUUCCACCAGGCCAACCAUAUCCUGAUCCAGCUCUUCCACUGCAAAGGCAAGACAGAUACUACUCUAACUCUGGUAGACUGUCUGGACCAGCAGAACUCAAAAGUUAUAAUAUGCUUUCUUUGGAUAAAAUGGAUGGGCCAUUGUCUUCGGAAACGGAAUCCAGUAGGAAUGAUACCAAAGAUAAUCCUGGUAAUUCAAAUGUGCCUGAUUCUUCUCUCCCUGCUGAAAGCAAAGCAACCAGCCCUGGCUUUGUUCCUCUACCUCUUCCUCCAGUUGGAGCUCAGCCGUUUCUAAUGUAUCCGAGGGCCCAGGUCAUGAGGAGAGGACCUCCUUUCCCUCUACCUCCUCCAGGAAACAUGUAUGGAGCCCCUCGAGAUUAUUUUCCUCCAAGGGAUUUCUCUGGUCCACUUCCACCAUUCCCAAUGCGAAGUGUCUAUUCACCACGGGGUUUUCCUCAUUAUCUUCCCCCAAGAGCUGGAUUUUUCCCCCCACCCCCACCUUCUGAGAGCAGAAGUGAAUUCCCUUCAGGGUUGAGUCCACCUUCAAGUGAGCCUGCUGCUGAGCAUCCCGAGCCACAGCAAGAAACCUGACAAUGUUUUUGGUCUCUUCAGAAGUAAUUUUAUCUCUCAUUUUCAGUUUAAGUAACUGCUGUUACUUAAGUGAUUAUACUUUUGCUCAAAUUGAAGCUUAAUGGAAUUAUAAUUCUCAGGAUAGUAUUUUGUAAAUAAAGAUGAUUUACAUAUGAAUCUUGAGUAAAUUAUUUACAUUUUAUUUUAUUCUAAGCCGUAUAACUUUUAAUUUGAUUAGUCCACUGUUAUAUAGGCAAUAACAGGAGUUUUAUAUAUGCAAUCUUUCAGUUGGGAGUAUUUUAAAUUGGAAAUAAAGGCAACUUUUAUGCCAAGCAAUGUAUUUACUAUGGUUGUAGACAAAUGUGUAAGUAACUUUAUGCCUAAAUAAAUAAAUUUUAAUUUAAA